AUGCAUGCCAUACCGCCGCGUCAUUCCAUCUCGGCGUCCGUCGUAUACAGCGUCUGCUCGAGCGCUUCUACUGGUGGAUUGGUUUGGAUCGUUCCGUGCGCUGGUGGCUUCGGGCGUGUUUGGUGUGUCAAGCUCGCAACUUCACGUAAGACUGCUCGGUGGCCCGUCAUCGCUGUGCCAUUGCCGAAGGGGCCUCGUUCGGUCGUCGGCGUCGACUUCUUCGGACCUCUACCAGUGACUGCCAAGGGCAACUCCUACAUUUUGUUGUUCACAGACCGUUUCAGUCGGAGAGCCGACAUGUUCGCAGUUACAGCGGCGGAAUUUACGGCGAAAGGGACGGCUCACAUCUUCGUCAACCAAUAUACGACCAAGCGGGGAUGUCCGACUACGUUAUUGUCGGACAACGGACUGCAUUUCUGCUCGAAGCUCUCCAUGGCGAUCUACGAGGUGGUGAAGAUCAAGAAGGUCACCACCAGCUCCUACCACCCACAGACCAACGGCGGCACGGAACGCUUCAACCACACGAUGGCCCAGGCGCUUGCGGUGGUCGUCAACGAACAGCAAAACGAUUGGGAUGCGGUCAUCAAUGCUUGGCCCGCGAUCAACUCGAGUAUUGCAACCUGGCUGUGGAUCGCUAGCGCCGGGCCUGCAAAACUUGUCCGUGAGUACAACGCCCUGGAGAUUUCGCGAGUAAAACUCCGCAAUUCAUCCCUGCUGGACGCCAUCCACAAGCUCCCUCAGUUUACCGUUGGUGGGUGGGCUUGGGUGUACAACACGGCUGCUACAAUUCGACAGGGUGUUAGGAAGGACACGGACCAACAGGUGCUAAAGGCCAACUUCGCACUUUCCUGGACGGGGCCCUACAAAGUUCUUGCGGUGGGUCCCACCUCUGCCGAUGCCACUCCGGACGGCUGCCCGUUGGCGCGUAAACUCCUCUACCUGGACCUUCCUUCCGAUCUUUCCGGCCCGGCAGCUCGUUGUCGCGUGUCUGUCCUUCGUUGCAAGCCCUGUCGCAAUCCGUACGAGA
Ectocarpus sp. CCAP 1310/34 is the source of this 1027-nucleotide messenger RNA. The record is from the annotation of a GenBank genome assembly. NCBI's taxonomy places the organism in Eukaryota, Phaeophyceae, Ectocarpales, Ectocarpaceae.